AAAAUCCCCAAUUCCAAAACCCUAGCUUUCACAACUUUGAACUCCAGAAAAUUUGAGUACUGCGGCAAUGGAUGAGAGGCCGAUUUUCAGAGACAUAAGGCGGUAUUACUGCGAGUACUGUGGAAUCUGUAGAUCUAAGAAGACUCUGAUUGCUUCUCACAUCCAAGCUCAGCACAAGGAUGAGAUGGAAAUGGCGAAGGGUGAUGAGGAAGUUGGGGUGGAGAAGUCUAAUACAUGUGAAGAAUGUGGUGCUAGUUUCAAGAAACCUGCAUAUCUGAAGCAGCAUAUGCAAAGCCAUUCUCUUGAGGAAUCAACAUGUUUAAGAACUAAACCGUUUGGACCGUGUGAAGCAUUGGAUCCCACCAAAGAACUCCAAAAUGCGAGAGGGUAUGGACUUGAAUGGACCAGUACCAGGGGGGAGACCUCCUGUGAAGCUCCAUCAAGUGAUCCUCAAUCACGCAGUGGUACUUUUGAGAGGCCAUAUGUUUGCACAAUCGAUGAUUGUCGUUCUACUUAUAGAAGAAAGGACCAUUUGAACCGUCAUCUUCUUCAGCACCAAGGGAAGCUCUUUAAGUGUCCAAUUGAGAACUGUAAGAGUGAAUUUGCCUUUCAAGGUAACGUGAAGAGGCAUGUUGUAGAAUUUCACAGUGAGGAUUGCCCUUCUACUAGCAUUGAAGGUCGGAAGCAGCAUGUGUGCCAGGAACCCGGUUGUGGAAAGGUGUUCAAAUUUGCUUCAAAGCUGCAGAAGCACGAGGAUUCUCAUGUUAAGCUGGACUCAGUGGAGGCCUUCUGCUCUGAACCAGAUUGUAUGAAAUAUUUUUCUAAUAAGCAAUGCCUUAAGGACCAUAUCCAGUCCUGCCACACUCAUAUUACUUGUGAGAUAUGUGGGAAGAAGGAGUGGAAAAAGAACAUCAAAAGCCAUCUCCGUACUCAUGAAGAGGGAGGUUCUUCAUUGGAAAUUAAAUGCGAUUAUAAGGGUUGUCUUCUCACAUUUUCUAAAAAAUCAAAUCUUCUUCAACAUGUGAAGGCUGUACACCUCCAACAAAAACCCUUCGCUUGUAGCUUCUCAGGCUGUGGCAAGACAUUCUCAUACAAGCACGUGAGAGAUAAGCAUGAGAAGUCUGGAUGUCAUGUAUAUGCCUAUGGGGAUUUUGAAGAGGCUGAUGAGCAAUUCCGGUCAAGGCCAAGGGGCGGGUGUAAGAGGAAGUGUCCUACAGUAGAGAUGCUUGUACGAAAAAGGGUUACUCCACCGGAUCAAUUUGGCCCAGAGACUGAGUUCCUCUCCCAGUUCUUCUCACAAGAAGAGGAAUAUGAACAGUGAGUGACGCCCUUGUAGUUUCCACUAUAACCUAUGGAAGUUCGGUAUUUUGAGUCUCUAAACUAGAUAUGUACCUUUUGUAAUUAUUUAGAGAGUGGGUUUCAUAGUCUUGUUUCCUGGGUUCUGUAAUCUUCUGAAAAUUGCUGGUCUUUAAGAGCAGACUAGAGUGCAAGGCUGGGCAUAAGGCUUGAAGCAUCAAUAUAUAUAGAUAUGUUUGUUUACAAUUCAGACA
Molecule: messenger RNA, 1550 nt
Organism: Rosa rugosa (rugosa rose)
Lineage: Eukaryota; Viridiplantae; Streptophyta; Magnoliopsida; Rosales; Rosaceae
Product: transcription factor IIIA-like
Exons: 7
Coding region: 68-1321 (417 amino acids)
Biological process (GO): regulation of transcription by RNA polymerase II
Cellular component (GO): nucleus
Source: RefSeq, a predicted model, not a curated record